AUGGAGACAGUGAUGGAGAGGGAGUGCAGCGCGCUGGGGGGGCUUUUCCAGACUGUCAUUGGAGACAUGAAGGGCAGUUACCCUGUCUGGGAUGACUUCAUCAGCAAGGCUAGCAAACUACAGUCACAGCUGAGGACGACAGUUGUUGCUGUUGCGGCCUUCCUGGAUGCCUUUCAGAAGGUGGCCGAUCUGGCAACUAACAGCCGAGGAGGGACCCGGGACAUCGGUUCAGCCCUCACCAGGAUGUGCAUGAGGCAUCGCAGCAUUGAGGCCAAACUGCGCCAGUUCUCCAUGGUGUUUCUGGACUGUCUCAUCAACCCUCUACAGGAGCAGAUGGAGGAGUGGAAGAGAGUAGCCAAUAUUCUGGAUAAAGACCAUGCCAAAGAGUACAAGAAAGCCCGUCAGGAGAUCAAGAAGAGAUCAUCAGAUACUCUGAAGCUGCAGAAGAAAGCUAAAAAAGCUGAUGUUUUUGGCCGUGGAGACCUGCAGCCUCAGCUGGACAGUGCCAUGCAGGAUGUCAGUGAUAAGUACCUGCUGCUGGAGGAGACGGAAAAGCAGGCAGUGAGGAGGGCACUGGUGGAGGAGAGGAGUCGCUUCUGCUGCUUCGUGUCCAUGCUGCGGCCCGUCAUGGAGGAGGAGAUGUCCAUGCUGGGGGAGAUCACUCACCUCCAGACACUGGCAGACGACCUGAAGACACUAACCAUGGACCCACACAAGCUGCCUGCCUCCAGUGAGCAGGUAAUUGUAGACCUGAAGGGCUCCGAGUGCACCUGGUCCUACCAAACUCCUCCCUCUUCACCAAGCACCACUGUAUCCAGGAAGUCCAGCAUGUGCAGCAGCCUGAACAGCGUUAACAGCAGUGACUCUCGCUCCAGUGGCUCACACUGUCACUCCCCGACCUCCCACUUCCGUUAUCGUGCCUCCUCUUCCUCCUCAAUGCUGCCCCAGCAGACACCCGCCCGCCUCUCUUCGAUCUCCUCACAUGACUCUGGAUUCAUCUCCCAGGAUGCCUUCCAGUCCAAAUCCCCUUCACCAAUGCCUCCAGAGACCCUACAGUUGUCAAAUGGUUUUGACCAUCAUGGAUCCCAGGAUACCCACCUCCACCCGUCACACUUGCCCCACUCCUCUCCCACCACCACCUCUCCCAUCUCCUUGCCCUCCUGUUCGUCCGUUUCACCCACAUGGUCGUGGUCUCGCUCAGGCUGUGGCCUGUCAGGAGAGUUCCUGCCUCUUAGCCCCUCAGGGCUCGGAGUGAUCCCGUCAUCCAGAGUCCCAUCCUGGAAGGACUGGGCCAAACCAGGCCCAUAUGAUCAGCCCAUGGUCAAUACCCUGAAAAGGAGCAAGGACAGGAGGGAGACUACAGAUCCCAGCAGUCACCAGGGUGCUGAUGUCACCACACCAGGGGAAGAGCCAAACAGAAGCAAAGGAGGCAACACUUCAACAUCCCCCAAGGUGGACAGGGAGGCCCAUGAAGAGUUGGCCAGAGCUCUGGCCCGAGGCCUCCAGCUGGACAUCCACGGCUCCAGCAGAGACUCUCUGCAGGGCUCCAGCGGCUACAGCAGUCAGACCAACACACCCUGCUGCUCAGAGGAUACCAUUCCCUCACAGGUGUCAGAUUGUGACUACUACUCUGUGGGAGCAGAUCAGGAGGGGGACCAGCAGUCUUCAGACUUUGAUAAAUCCUCCACCAUCCCAAGGAACAGUGACAUCAGUCAGUCCUACCGCCGCAUGUUUCAGUCGAAACGUCCUGCUUCCACUGCUGGCCUGCCUUCCAACCCCUCUGCUGUAAUCACUCCAGGGGUUGCUACUAUCAGACGGACACCAUCCUCCAAACCCAACUUACGGCGACCAUCUGGGGGCCUCAACUUGGGCCCCAUCCCCAUUAAGCCACCCAUGAUCCCAGUUAAGACUCCUACUGUGCCUGAACAUCCUGGUUUCCCUAGCAAAGCAGUGCCAGAAGAUGGCAACACACCACGGACCCCACUAAGCCCAGCCACCAUGCCUCUGUCACCAGGCAGCAAUGGGGCAAUGUCACCAAAGUCUGUCCCGUGGGACACCCAGCACAUGGGCAAGGGAUCAGAUCCUCCUACCCCACCUCCGCAGCCCAGCGGUCGGGCAUCAGAGUGGGAGCGUCGACCUCUCCCGGAGCUCCUGGAAGAGACGGAAUAUGCUGAGGUGGAGGACUUUCUGGUGGCUAUCCAACGAGGCGUCAAGCUCAAGAAGACAACAACUAAUGACCGAUCAGCACCAAUGAUUCUUUGAGAUUAGAAAGGUUGGUUUAACUUGACCCAUUUUGUGUCCCUGGCUGAAAAUACUGUUGGAAGGGACACAAAAUGGUUACUGCAAAAAAAAAAAAAAAAAAAAAAAAA
Molecule: messenger RNA, 2369 nt
Organism: Archocentrus centrarchus (flier cichlid)
Lineage: Eukaryota; Metazoa; Chordata; Actinopteri; Cichliformes; Cichlidae
Product: protein MTSS 1-like
Exons: 15
Coding region: 1-2262 (753 amino acids)
Biological process (GO): positive regulation of actin filament bundle assembly; adherens junction maintenance; plasma membrane organization
Cellular component (GO): actin cytoskeleton; cytoplasmic side of plasma membrane
Molecular function (GO): actin binding; phospholipid binding
Source: RefSeq, a predicted model, not a curated record